UGUUUCUCCACCUCUACUAUAAAUUAUUUCGGUAUAAAAUAAAUGAAAUAAAAUAGUUUUUAAUAGACUUGUGCAUUUAAGUGAACACUCUCGGGAAGAUUUAAUCAACAUCCAAUCUUUGGUGAGUUCCAUGCAGCUGCGCGCAGUAAAGGAAAGGUGAAAAUUUAUGCGCAUUUCGACACCUUUGUUUUGUCAACGCUUAUAUUUUGCGCAAAAUAAUAAGUUGAGUUGUUGUUGUUGGGUAGUCGUCCAACACCAACCACAGCAGCACAAACACAGACGGAGACAGCGAAGUUGGCUCGCUUGGCGCAGGCAGAAAUAGAGCAGAGAACAACAACAGCAGCGGGAAAAACGCAAAACAACAAGAAUCAACUGAAGAAAUACAUAAAAACAAUAACAACAAGAGCAAGAACAGCAAUAAUAUUAAGGAAAUGGCUAAUACAAACAUGAUUAGCAGUAAUCACAACAGUAACAACAACACCGCCGCCUACACUUACAAUAAUUACAACAGUGUUAGUGCAGACAGCGGCAAUAGCAGCGGCAGCAACAACAAUAACAAUAACAACGGUGGCGUCGUUGUCGUUGGCAGCGAGGUGCAAACGUUGCGUGAAGUCUGCAACAUGCUGAAUACGGGCGCCGCAAGCAAUUAUAUGAUACCAACAGGUGGUUGUCCAUACGAUCACAUUAUCACAAUGAUGCGUGGUCUCAACCUGCAGGACGAUGGCAUCGUGUUAAACAACAAAAUAAAGGCCAUCGAGACCGAUUUCUGCAACAUUGUGCGCGACGAAUCGAUGCUAUGCGAAUCGAUGGACUACAUGAACAACAAAGCUUUAAGCGACGCUGAGACUGCACUUAAAUUCGCUCUCUUGUUUUCGUCACGCAACUUUGACGCCUUGGCGAUGAAGGAAACAAAGGUUCGCAGUGCCAUGCUGAAAAUCCUGGAGACAAACUUUAUCAAUGCAGAUGCGUAUCGACAGCACGAUAAGAAUCGAUUGUACAACUCGAUAACACUGUUGGGCGAGUAUUAUCAUCGUGUGCGGCUGGCCGAUAACGCGCCGAUAACUAUUCUGGGGGAUUCUCUGCUCAAUUUGCUAACUCGCGAAAUUAAUGACAUUUCGGUGGUGAUGAGCACUCGGCUGGCACGCUUGGUCCUGUCGCAGAUCACGUUGAACGGAGAAAUAAUGCGAACGCGUCACAAGGCGGAUAUCGAUCAGUUACUGUACCAUGUUAGGCGGCAUCUGAUCAUGCAACCGGCAUUGACUGCCAAGGUCAAAGCGAUGCUUUUAAUGGUGCUCGACCUGUUCUACAGUCACUUCAAGCAUGUGGGCAAUGAUUUGGAGGCCAUGUACACAGAUUAUCUGGUUGUGGAUGACGACGAGGAUGAAAGCUUCAACAACAAUAACACCAGUGGUGAGGAAGUGCCGCAGUCACAGGCCACGGAUUCCUACAACAGACAGCAUGAGUCCGCCUCGUACAGUGAGGAGGAGAACGGCAGCAGUGCGAACACUUCGGCGCAGGAAAAGCCAAAGAAAUGGAGUGAACAGGUCUGUGAGGAUUCCCUCUGUGACAUUGGAUAUGGCGAUGAGCAACAGCCGUUUGGCAAUGAGAACCCAGCACUUGCAUACCAGAACAAUGAUGCUUCCAAUGUGGGACGUCAGGCCAGACGAGGAUAUCAGCCACGACAUGCGCCGCGACCCCUGAAACAAUCACACAACCAAGCGCCUCAAGCCGACAGUGUUGGCUCCGAUCAGUAUCCAUCCAUGGCUAGCAGCGAGGAUCGUGACGAGACGAAGCCAUUGCCCAGCUGGCGGAAGACACGCUUCAAUCGGAAUAAUGAUGAGCAAAAUGGACGCUCACGUCACGAUCAGCAGCGCCGCUAUAGCAUCAGUUGCGAUGAUGAUCAUCAAAGUGUGCGCAGCGAUAAUGGCGGUAAUCUGCGGCUUUAUAGCAUACACGAUCGCAGGAAGCACUCGCAGGAGCGUUACGAACGCAAUCUUGGCGGUGGCGCCAAUUACAAUAGCAUUGUUAACUCAAAUUGGGACCAGCGCGAUGAUCGCAGUGAACGCUCGUACAUAAGCAACUAUGAGCGAGGCAACAACUACAAACGUGGUGGACGAUACAACAAUCACAAUCGUAACACGUACGACAAGCCCCCACGCUUCCAGAAGCAACAACAGCAGCAACAGCAACAACAGCAGCAACAGCAGCAUAGCCAACAGCAACACAAGGACCAUCAGAAAAUACACAGUGAGACCUGGCGUCGAUCCAAUACGGCUAUCAACAAUGCAUAUCAGGAUGAGAAUUGUGCGUUUAAUUCAAAUGGACCAGAGUCAAACAGUCGCAGUUCAUCGCGUGCACGCACGCUACCCCGUCCACCCAAAUCCCAAAUGGAGGAAGGUGGCCGCAAAUCGAACUAUCGCUACACACAAAGUCCAACGCGUGGUGCUGGCAGUCAAGGAGGUGGAGGUGGAGGAGGGUCCAGUGGACCGCGCAGCUUUCCGCGUUACAGCAGUCAGAGCAGCCUGGCCAGUGAGGCCUCGAGCACGUUUGACAGACGACAGCCGCCUCCGUCACGACACACACAAAAUCAGCAUCAACAUCAACCGCAGCGCCAUCGUAACUUUACGCGUCGCUCGCAGCCGAAUAUCCAUCAGCCGGAAGAGCAUCAAGAAGGACACCAAAACUCACAACAGCAGCGUCAAAGCUCUGACAACAACUGGCAUGAAGCUGGCAAGGACGACAGCGAAUUGGUGCGCAAUGCACAACAAACCACAAAAUACAUGAACUAUCUGUCGGCGAAGAAAUGAGAACGAAGCGCGCGCUGCAAAAGAGCAAGAGAGCAUCGUUGCAGCACAAACGGCAGCAGCAGAAGCAUCUACAAAUUAAUGGAGUGAAUUACAAUAAGCACGAGUAUCAUUUUUGUAAAGUAAUUUUAUAGUUGAAAAGUCUGCAACGAGAUUUUGUUUGUAACAUUUCUAUCUGCCUACUCCCUCCUCCUUCUCCUGUAACAAUUUUUGCUCCCACUAAAACUUUGUAAUUUUUUGCAUGCUGGGUUUAGCAUA
Molecule: messenger RNA, 3062 nt
Organism: Drosophila nasuta
Lineage: Eukaryota; Metazoa; Arthropoda; Insecta; Diptera; Drosophilidae
Product: myb-like protein AA
Exons: 3
Coding region: 432-2807 (791 amino acids)
Biological process (GO): regulation of translational initiation
Cellular component (GO): cytosol
Molecular function (GO): translation activator activity
Source: RefSeq, a predicted model, not a curated record